This is a messenger RNA of Thlaspi arvense, 1625 nucleotides long. Lineage: Eukaryota; Viridiplantae; Streptophyta; Magnoliopsida; Brassicales; Brassicaceae. The record is from the annotation of a GenBank genome assembly.
AUUGAAGAAGGGGAGAUUUGUCUUCUUUUUCAUUUUUGGAUUAUGCCUUAAUGUUUCAAGUAAAAGUAUUUAUUGUUAUAUAUAGAAUUAAUAAUAUUCGUCUAGGAAGAAAAAGUUUGUUUUUCUUUCAUUUUAUUUUUCCUUCCACCACUGCCCACAAGGCAUUGAUUCUCUUUCUCUUUCUCAUCUCUGUGUGUUGUUACCGCUAACUCUCUGCUCUGGUUUUUUUUUAUUCCUUAUGUUUCCCAAAAGAUUUGUUUCUUUUCUUGUAUAAAGAAAACAAAAAACUUAGUUUAUUUUAUUUAAUCUCUUUUUACACCCUCCUUUUUCCAUGGACGCAUCCUCUAGCUUUCUCCUUCCAUUCCCUUUCUAGUAGUUUUGGUUAGCUGUUGUACACAUUGAGCAUCCCAUAGUGAAUGAUUCAGAUUCACCUCUUUUCUUUUAUUCCACAUUUCCACAUCAUCCCUUUAAUUUGGUUAUAUAUACACAUCGCCUUCUCAUAUAUUCAUCAUCACUUGUUUGUUCGUAUUUUGAAACUUGAAGGCUCUCAAAAGAAAACAACAACUGUAGAGUGUUCGGAUACCGUUCAACAGCAAUGAGUUAUUCUCACCAAAGCAUGGGUUCUGGUAGUAGAAAUGCAAGGGGAUAUGAAUUUGGAAGGACCUAUGUUGUGAGGCCUAAAGGAAAGCAUCAAGCCACUAUAAUAUGGCUUCAUGGUCUUGGUGACAAUGGCUCUAGUUUAAAUGUCAUGGAAAAAGCUUCAACUUAUGAGUGUAGUAUAAAAUGGAUUUGCCCGACCGCUCCUACGCGUCCUGUUUCAAGUCUUGGUGGAUUUACUUGCACAGCAUGGUUUGAUGUUGGGGAAAUUUCUGAAGACAGUAAUGAUGAUAUAGAAGGUUUAGAUGCCUCAGCUUCACAUAUUGCUAACCUUUUGUCCUCUGAACCAGCAGAUGUUAAAGUUGGGAUAGGAGGAUUUAGCAUGGGAGCAGCAAUAUCUCUCUACUCUGCCACUUGCUAUGCUCUUGGACGUUAUGGAAGUGGCCAUGCUUACCCUAUAAACCUACGAGCUGUUGUAGGGCUCAGCGGCUGGCUUCCUGGUUGGAAGAGCAUAAGGAGCAAAAUAGAAUGUUCAUAUGAGGCUGCAAGGCGUGCUGCAUCUUUACCAAUCAUACUUACACAUGGAACUGCCGAUGACGUGGUUCCUUAUAGGUUUGGAGAGAAAUCUGCGCAGUCCCUUGGCAUAGCUGGAUUUCGACAAGUCAUGUUUAAGCCACACGAAGGACUUGGUCACUACACUGUUCCCAAAGAAUUGGAUGAGGUCGUUCAUUGGCUCACAACAAGGCUCGGGCUUGAGGGUUCACGUUGAACUUUACAUUCAGAAUGCAAUGCAUCUAGGCGAUAUGGUUGGCCGCGAAGAACAAAGAAUAAUGGGUGGGGGAGGAUAAAAAGAAAAGAAAAAAAACUAUUGUAAACUUGAGAUGGUAGAGAAUGUAUAAUCGGUGGGUUUCUUGGGGGUAUAUAUAUAUGGUUCAUGGUUCGUUGUUUUGUGAUUUAUUAUGUCGUUUGUUCUUUUGUCCAUGUUGGAUUCUUGAUCAUGAAUAAAGGGGUUUAAUGCUUUUAUUCUU